AUGGCUGUAUUCAGGAACUACUACAAUAGAAAAUCGCACUGGACCAUCACUCUGUCCUGCCUGUACCUCCUCUGCAGUACUAUCUCCUGCAUCAUAGGCAGUACCACAGAGAGGAAGCGGCACCACCAUAUGAAACUAGGAGGCUAUAUCUCGCAAUUGGAGAAAUCUCGCAGCAUUUUGGGUUGUCCGAAUUGUCUCUACGAGAACCAAUACACUAAAGAGCGAUCAGAGAGCGAUCAGCUCAGAUUAGAAGCAAUUAAGAAGCAAAUUUUACAGAAGCUGGGGCUUAGGCACAAGCCCAAUGUGACGCAAAGUCUUCCAAGGGAUAUUGUUUGGCAGACUCUAGAGAGAGCUGACGAAGACAGUGAUUUUUUAUUGAAUAGAUACGAGGAUUUUUCUACUACUAGUGAUAGAAGUAGUGCCGAGGAGACUGUGGAUGUAGACGAUUUUUAUGGGAGGACGUCGGAGAUCAUUUCUUUCGCUGAAGAAGAUCUUGGUUGUUCUUCAUCAUCUACCAAACGGACCGCGACAAAUUUAUAUUUGUUACAUACGAACCCGCAGUGUAACUAA
Phaedon cochleariae (mustard beetle) is the source of this 570-nucleotide messenger RNA. The record is from the annotation of a GenBank genome assembly. Lineage: Eukaryota; Metazoa; Arthropoda; Insecta; Coleoptera; Chrysomelidae.